AAACCAUCUCAACACAUACAGAAGGACAGUUGACUCGACGCGGUGACAUCCUAACAGACGCGUAUAACUGUAACCGCAAAAUAAUAAUAUUAUUUACGUAAUAAAUAAUCUAAAAUUCAAAUAAUAAAUGUACAAAAAUAGAAAUUAUAAUUAAAACAAACAAAAAUGGAAAAUCUGAAGUGGAUGUUAUUUAGUGUAUUAUUAUGUUUGUAUGGAACUGAGGCUUACAAGAUUUUGGCUGUGUUUCCUCUACCAAGCAGGAGUCAUGGGAUACUUGGAGACAAUAUGAUCAAACACCUUUUGGAUGCUGGUCAUGAGGUGACAUAUGUUACACCAUAUUUAAAGGAAAAACCUCACCCAAAUCUUCACCAAGUCGAUGUCACAGACAACAGGAAAAUCAUGAACGAGAAUACAUUGGACAUCAAGAUGCUUAUGAAUGGAACUUUAUCCUUCGAAGACCCGGAUGUGCUGUUUGGAAUGAUGUUCGGGAUGACUGAAGCUACUAUGACUAACCCAAAUAUCCUAGAAUUAAUGAGGAAAGGAAAGUUUGAUGUCGUCAUCGCUGAGUACAUGUUCAUCGACCUGUACAGUGCAUUUGGACCAGUUUUCCAAUGUCCUCUCAUUUGGUUCUCAACCAUUGAGCCUCAUUGGAUGAUCCUGAACUUGGUUGAUGGUCCUCUGAACCCAGCCCACAGUGCAGACUACACUAGGCACCGAGUGGCUCCGUUCAGUUUCUAUGAAAGAGUAACCGAACUCUGGGAUCUUGUAGUUGCACUCUACAAAACCAGCCAUUCAUAUAACGAUAAAGUAAAAGGAGUCUACGAGAAGUCUGUAGUUCCGAUACUAAAGGAGAAAGGAAUACCAGUUCCCGAUUACGAUGAAGUCCGAUACAACGGUUCCUUGGUAUUGGGUAACAGCAACCCGGCUAUCGGUGAUCAAGUGCCGUUGCCGCAGAACUAUAAACAUAUUGGUGGAUACCAUAUUGAUAAGAAUGUCAAGCCUUUGCCAGAAAACUUGCAAAAAAUAAUGGACAGUGCCAAAAAUGGUGUCAUAUACUUCAGCUUAGGAUCGAACAUAAAAAGCAAAGAUUUGCCAGCGGAAACCAAAGAAGGAAUUCUGGAAAUAUUCAGAGGACUAAAGCAAACCGUACUUUGGAAAUUUGAGGAGGUUCUGCCUAAUACUCCCAAAAAUGUCCACAUCGUGCAGUGGGCCCCACAGCCUAGCAUAUUAGCUCAUCCAAACCUGGUGCUCUUCAUCACGCACGGUGGUCUUCUAUCACUGACUGAGACGGUCCAUUUUGGAGUCCCUGUCAUCGCCAUUCCAGUUUUUGCAGACCAGUUCCAAAAUGCCAAGAGAGUUGAAUCCAAGGGCUACGGCAAAGAAAUUACCCUGACAGAAAACUUACAUAAAGAUUUGAAACCAGCUAUUGACGAAGUUCUUGGAAACCCUCGUUACGCAGCCGCAGCGAAGGACUUAUCGAAAGCAUUCCAUCAUCGUCAGACAAAACCAAAGGAUGACAUUAACUUCUGGGUGGACCACGUUGUGAAGACCCGUGGAGCCCCUCAUCUGCGCUCCAUAGCGCUGCCCAUCCCCCUGUACCAGCGCUACUUCUUAGAUCUUCUAGCAUUAGUCUUCCUAAGCCUUGUAACCCUCAUUUUAAUUGUGAGAAGGAUUUUAUGCUCAUUAACAAAGAAAACGAAUACCAAAGUUAAGAAGAAUUAAUUUAUGAAUUGAAUCUGUGUGUCUGUGUUGUAUUUUUUAUCUGCUUUUUGUUAUUCAUAUUGUGUAUGGAUUAAAUAUUUUGUAAAUGAAAUGAAAACCUGAAACUUCAUAUCGAUGCCAACAUCGAUUAACAUUAAAGGAAAUACAAAUACUGAAGA
This is a messenger RNA of Trichoplusia ni (cabbage looper), 1880 nucleotides long. RefSeq names its product UDP-glucuronosyltransferase-like. The transcript has 9 exons. Lineage: Eukaryota; Metazoa; Arthropoda; Insecta; Lepidoptera; Noctuidae. Gene Ontology annotation, molecular function: UDP-glycosyltransferase activity. The record is from RefSeq and is a predicted model, not a curated record. Bases 166 to 1722 code for a protein of 518 amino acids.